UGGCGCAUCAGUCAAGGUGAUGUCUAAGUAUCCGGCGUCGGCUGAGCAGAAUUGUUUACAGAUAGAAACGAAAGAUGUAGAAGCUUUAACUGAAGAACGAAUUCGAAAGGAUCAUAGAUUAGACAAUCUUGUUUUGUUAGUAUAUGUUAUCCUAUUAAUCCUGUCUGUUCUGACGAUAUGGAUGUUCAAGCACCGACGCUUGCGUUUUGUUCAUGAAACCGGGUUAUCUGUCAUAUAUGGGCUUAUUGUUGGCGCUGCGAUGCGUUUUGGUGUGACCCAGUCUACAACCUCAUUACUCACGUUUCAACCUGAAAAUGCGACAUGCAAUCUUCCUCCUGAAAAAAUUAUUCUCCGUUUUUCUGUUAAUAAUACAUCAGAAGAGUUGAAAGAAUCACUUUCUUACCAGUAUGCAUUUGAGGGACAAACAUUUGCCGACUCUCCUUCAAACGAUAAGGCAACGUUUGACCCGGAAAUAUUCUUCAAUUUGUUGUUGCCCCCCAUAAUAUUUGCGGCAGGUUAUAGCAUGAAGAGACACUACUUUUUCCGCAAUAUUGGGGCAAUCAUAACAUAUGCGGUUUUUGGAACAUUUUUCUCGGCAUUCAUAAUAGCAGUAAUCUGUUAUGGCUUUACCAGACCAAUAAGUGGACUUAAAGAUCAACUCUACUUUAGUGAUUGUGUUUUAUUCGGAUCUAUGAUUUCUGCCACCGACCCAGUUACUAUUCUAGCUAUUUUUCACGAUCUUGGAGUUGACGUGGAUCUUUAUGCUCUUGUCUUUGGUGAAAGCGUACUUAACGACGCUUUAGCAAUUGGAUUGUCUCAAUCCGUAGAGAAGUAUGGAUCAUUGACAGAUAACAAGACUUUUGAUUCUAAAGCAAUGCUCAGUGCCAUUGGUAAUUUCAUUGGCAUGUUUAGUGGAUCAUUUCUUCUCGGAGUACUUGUUGGAUGCUGUACUUCGCUUCUAACAAAGUUCACACACGUUAAAGAUUUUCCUCUUUUCGAAACUACCUUAUUCGUUUUAAUGUCAUAUAGCUCCUUCCUACUCGCCGAAGCCAUUGGAUUUACAGGAAUUGUUUCAGUCUUGUUCUGUGGCGUGAUCCAAGCACAUUACACUUACAAAAACCUGUCUUCAGAGUCUAAAGCUUGGACUAAACAGGUUAGUCUCUCCUUCACCUCCUUCACCGUCUAUAAUACAAAUGAUAUUAAUCUGACAUUAAUAAAACUAUUUUAUGCUCGUAUUAUAAUGUAUGGGUGCGGAAUUGCUUAA
Messenger RNA from Protopolystoma xenopodis, 1264 nucleotides. The record is from the annotation of a GenBank genome assembly. NCBI's taxonomy places the organism in Eukaryota, Metazoa, Platyhelminthes, Monogenea, Polystomatidea, Polystomatidae.